AUGGAAGCGCCCAGUAGCUGUUUCAAGAUCCUAGCAGCUGCAAAUGGUCUUGAAGGUUCGAGUUCCGAUUUUGAGGGUGAACAUGAGGUGUUUGUUUCCAACAAGGAGGGUGGAAAAUUCAAUUUAUGCUAUGAAUUCACGUCAUGCUGCAGCAUUGUUGGCAAACGACAGGAUUACGAAGCCCACAACCCCAGAGUUUCCGAUGGCGCUAGUUACUCAAGUAAGUGGGCGCUAGUCGCAGAACGGAGCUGUCCAGAAAUGGAGGACGACGAGGGACGUUCAUCCGAUGGUAGAAUGAAAACCGGCAAUCGAGCGAAGCAUUUUGCCGUACGAUAUUAA
This is a messenger RNA of Histoplasma capsulatum G186AR, 339 nucleotides long. RefSeq lists its product as uncharacterized. The transcript is spliced from 2 exons. Bases 1 to 339 code for a protein of 112 amino acids. The record is from RefSeq and is a predicted model, not a curated record. NCBI's taxonomy places the organism in Eukaryota, Fungi, Ascomycota, Eurotiomycetes, Onygenales, Ajellomycetaceae.